Morchella importuna is the source of this 468-nucleotide messenger RNA. RefSeq lists its product as uncharacterized. Lineage: Eukaryota; Fungi; Ascomycota; Pezizomycetes; Pezizales; Morchellaceae. Bases 1 to 468 code for a protein of 155 amino acids. The record is from RefSeq and is a predicted model, not a curated record. The transcript has 2 exons.
AUGUCUAAAUGUAUGCCCUUUGCUGGUACCGCGGUCAUCACUCAAGGCGACAAACUAAACGCAAAGAACAAUCUUACUGUGCGGGACGGGCGCGUAGUAUUAUCUCUCACCAUUCACGGAAUCUGGAAAAUAAAACCGUUCUACCUCGCCCCAGAGGAGUUUUCCUUGAUUUUCUGCGGGGAUGACAAAGGGAAGGAGAGAUUGGCAAUGACCCUCGAAGACACCCCCGAUGACUCCGGCGUUUUUAACAUUGUCGUAAAGCCUCUGGGGAUCCCUACACCUCCCAAGCAGCUGUGGUUUUUCGCAGAUGCAAUUGUGGAGCCUAGGGAGCCACCUGCUAUCCACGGAAGAAUUCAAUGCGUUGAUACAAGGAGCCCCCUUUCGGUAGGUGUUGGGGCAAGGCGGAGGGACUACCGCCCCGAGAUAUGCCUGUUUCGGGCUUGCCGAACGACAUCGAUCAGGAUGUGA